UUUCCGGUCACGGUGCCCAUUUGUUUAUCAAACGCCUCUGAACGCGUUUAUUUUUCUUAGUUCAAGAAGUGAGCUCCACAGUCGGUGUGCUUCUGUCCAGAACGCGAGGACUGUACGACGGCUCAUCACACAGAUACAGAAGUCCCAUUUCUAUUAAAAUGCAGAUUAGAUUAGAUUAGAUUACGAGCAGUCUGUGUGGUUUGAAUGCGAUAUGAGGGAUUCGACUGCAAAAUAAAUGUGAUUAUAACCUCCACGCAGUGUAGUCUGCUGCUGCGGAGGCUGCGCAUCAACAUGCUCGCACUUAAGAAGGGAUAUUCAUAUACUGGAGUAUUGUGAAGGAUUUUCUAAAUGGGGGUAUUUUAAAACUCAUUUUUUUUAAAAAUAACUCAUGCAAUGCAAGCCGUUUCUCGACGUUCUGUUACCGGAUGCUCGGUGUCUAGGAGGGGAUUGGAAAACUUCGCUUUUGGCUGAGGGAUUUGUUUAUGAAGAAAAGAACUCUGUCGAUUUAAAUCUACGUUGAAGCUGAGAUUCUCGUUUUCUUUCAGGCCGGGUCCUGGAGCGAGGCCUCCUGGUUGCUAUGGAGAUGGCUUCUCUGGAGAGGCAGGUGGAAAGCGUGGAGCGGAACAUCAGCUUCCUGCGCAAGGAGCAGUUGGCUCUGCUGCACGGGCUGCACCUGGAGAUCCUAACCCUGCAGAAACAGUGUGCUGAGCUGACUUGUGAACUUGAUAAGAAGCCUCCUGACAGAAGCCAAGCAGAGGCAGAAGAGCAGCUGCGGGAGGAGCUGGCUGCGCGGUGCCGACGGGCCGAGGCUCACCUCGGAGACCAGGAGCGCGGCAACGAGGAUCUGCGCAAGGAGCUGAGCCACAAGGGGGCGCUGGUGGGGGCGCUGCGGAGCAGCCUGAAGGAGAAAGAGCGCCGCUUCCUGGAGGAACUGAAGCGGCGCAGCCACAGGGUCACCGUGCUCAACACUGAGCUGCAGAAACAGUCCGAGACGGCCGCCUACCUCUCCUUCCAGCUGCACGUCGCUCGGCAGAAACUGCACAGGCAGCCCCCCGCCACCACCCUCCCCCCGCCAAACCUCAAGCCCAAGAGACGCAGUCACAAGCAGUCAGCACACGCCCUGGCGGCUAUCGAGCUCCGUUCAGAGCGAGUCCGGGACUGCGUGCCCAGGGAGAAAGUAACCGGCCCGGAAGAGCCCCGCGCCAUGCCUGACCCCGCCCUGUUUCUCUACCCCCGCAGGCACCGGCACCGGCAGCACAGCCACAGCAGCCAGGCUGCAACGCCCCCUGCUGGGCACAGGAGAGCCAAGGCACAGCGCGAUGGAACCAGGGCAGGAGAGGGAGCAGAGGCAGUCUCUGGAGGCCAGGGGGAGGUGGAGGUAACAGAGAUGCUGCCCCCUGCAGGAGAAGAGGAAGAUGAGCAAUAGACUGUGCAUUAUAACCCCCCCCCCCCCCCCCCCCGCCCCUCCUAUUAGAUGAGUAGCCGCACUGUAACCACUGUAGCCUAGGGGUGUGCAGACAGCUGAUCCUUAAAAGUGUUCCUAAGAUUUUAACAUGUGUUUUCUCUUUAUCACCGUGGAGCUGAAGUUUUCUAAUAAUACUUUUUCCUCACACUCUAUAUAGAGCAGUCUUCCGCCCAGGGUAGAUGGGUAGCUGUUGGCAUCCCCUAAUUUUUCUUUGCUGGGCAGAGUCUUCCCUACUUUAAUAACAGAGUCUAAUAGCUCCUUUGAAAGGUACACUCUGUCGAGCACAGAAAGCAUUGGGGGCUCAAAAUCAUAACUAAACAUACAGAAGGUAAUUGUAGUUUAGUUCUGCUGCCACCCAGGACAUGAUUGUGAAGAACCAGUUACUGCACCCUGAAGAGCACAGCACACACAGUGGAGAACACAGGAAGGAGUGCUGCUGGCACCCCCUGCUGGCAUGAAGAAGAACAGCAGGUUUUAAAAAUAUUUAUAUUGCAUUAUAGAUUAAUAGGUUGUUGAAAGAAUACAACAUAUAAGCAUUAUAUUCCAACUAAAUAAGACCAAUAUACUGUAUUUAGAAAAAAAUAAAUAAAUAUAUAUAUAUAUAUAUAUAUUGUAAUAUGAGAAUAGGCCAAUGGAAAAGUGAAGUCGCUUUUGUAUACCUGUUUAUUUGUUGUUUAUUUGUUAGGUUCAAAUCUGGUUGGAUUCAGAAGAUCCUGCAUACUUUUUGAUCGUAGAUCUGCAGUGAAAAGCUUCCCUGUACUGUAAUGGUAAACUUCAGGACUGCAGGACAAACCUAAGAGCAGUUCAAUUAAACACAGAGGGAGUUACAAUCCCUGUAACAGUGCAGACACCCCACUGGGGCUAAAGGAGUGCUAACAGGACCGGCCUCAAUGGGUUGAACAACCUCAUCUCUGCUUUGAAUGUUUUUUUCCAGGACCUUUUUAAUUACUGCGGCUAUGGAGGAGGAGAAGUUUCCAGCAAGAUGUCAUUAACCCUGUAGAGGCUGCAACCGAAUCAGCAGCACAAACAGCAACAGCUGAACAUUGCAGUGAUGAGUGAAAUAGAGGGGUGGGCUUUUUAACAGCUAUCUGGAAUGUAUAGAACCUGCUUUCUGUUUCCCAGCAAUAACGGCACUCCUUUCAGCACCCGUAUGAAUGCAGUACUAAGCGCCCUGCAGAGAUCUUCUCCGCUCAUUUCCCUGAUCACUACAAUACUUCUCUUCCUGCUGCUUAUCUUCAUGCCUUUUAGUACCGCGCACACUGUGGCUGCUUGACCAGAACGGCCCCUGUACCUGUAUUGUAAUAAACUUCAUAGUUGAUUAAGCCUGUUGCACAAGCUGUUUGUUAUUCAUUUAUGCUUGGUUUGCUGUCAUAGCCAAGGGAUGCUUGGUUCUGUAUGGGCCAUAACACUUUUGAAACAUUGGCAUUCCAAUAGAACUCUGGUGGCUGGUAUUCAAUCUAAGGCAGCGAUUGGCUUAAUUGGUUUCAUACAGUUUAGAAAUACACGUCUGAUUACACGUCCAAGCAGGCAUCGGAUCAUGUUGGCAGCGUUUCCUGUUUGGGUGAAGCAGGGGACCGCUCUGCAGAAAAUCCUCAGUGGUGUCGAUCGUUGUCUUCAUUAGCAGUGGUGUAAUGCGACUGUGUUACUGUGUACAAUCGUACAGUGAGUGCUUUGUUGCCUGGGCUGUAAUUCAAACCUUGCACACAGACCGUUGUAUCCUGUAUAGUUUAUUCAGCAGCAGAUGGUGCUGUUUGCUUGCAGAAACCGCAGUUUGCAUGGUGUAGAAUCCGGU
This is a messenger RNA of Acipenser ruthenus (sterlet), 3257 nucleotides long. Its product is annotated as coiled-coil domain-containing protein 92-like. The transcript has 4 exons. Bases 578 to 1426 code for a protein of 282 amino acids. The record is from RefSeq and is a predicted model, not a curated record. Lineage: Eukaryota; Metazoa; Chordata; Actinopteri; Acipenseriformes; Acipenseridae.